Ziziphus jujuba (common jujube) is the source of this 2458-nucleotide messenger RNA. RefSeq names its product peptide-N4-(N-acetyl-beta-glucosaminyl)asparagine amidase A. The coding region runs from base 382 to 2154 and encodes 590 amino acids. The transcript has a single exon. NCBI's taxonomy places the organism in Eukaryota, Viridiplantae, Streptophyta, Magnoliopsida, Rosales, Rhamnaceae. The record is from RefSeq and is a predicted model, not a curated record. Gene Ontology annotation, cellular component: vacuole.
AAAAACAAUACCAGAAAGGAAAUAAAAAAUGACAGCUAAAGACCAUAUUAGGCAGAACCAUUUUUAGAAAGGGGAAAAAAAACAAAAAAAAAAAAAAAUUACAAAAGUAAAGAAACUGAAAAGUAUGACAUCAAACGUGAAUAAAUAAAUGCGAAUAAUUGAUUCCUCAACAAAAGGGGAUGGUCACGAAAGAUUCUGUCACAACUUUCAAUGAUUACAGCGGCUUUCUAAAUAAAAAAAGGACAAAGAAUCCAAAAAUCAAAAUACAUAUACCAAAUCAGGCGUUGGUUUUUACUCCAACCACACAAUAUGACAAAGAGUCUUUCCCUUCAAAAUAUUCAGUAGCAAAAGCAAAACCGUUACUGUAGUCUAUGACUAUUCAUGGCUUCUUGCCAAUUAGCUCUUCUCUUCCUUUCUCUCUUCCUUUUUCACCAACCUCUGUUUUGCACAGCAAAUCUCCACAAAAUCAACCUUCUCAGGCCAGAAAUUCAAACCCAACAAACACUUCUCAAUGACACCCCACCUACUGUCUUCUUUGAAGUGACCAAACCCAUCGAAAUACCAAAAACCAGUCCUUGUUCCCACCUCAUCCUUCACCAUGACUUUGGCUACACUUAUGGCAAACCACCAGUUCUUGCAAACUAUUCCCCUCCUUCAGAAUGCCCAUUUCAGAAAUUCUCCAAGAUUGUCCUUGAAUGGAAAGCAACCUGCAAAGGAAGGCAAUUUGAUCGCAUUUUCGGAGUUUGGCUUGGUGGUGUCGAGCUUCUUCGUAGCUGCACGGCAGAGCCAACAGCUACUGGGAUUGUUUGGACUGUUGAGAAGGACAUUACAAAGUAUUAUUCGUUGCUUUUGAAGAAUCAAACUCUGGCUGUUUAUAUUGGCAAUCUUUUGGAUAGUACUUACACUGGUAUAUACCAUGUUGAUGUAACAUUUCAUUUUUAUCCUGCUAAUGACUAUUUAAACGAUUUUGUGCAAAAUGGGUAUGAUUUGGCAUCUGGGUACAAUUUCUGGGCUGAUUUGAUACUGCCCAUUUCUAGAAAUCUGCCUUUAAAAGAUGGAUUGUGGUUUGAAAUUGAGAAUUCCACGGAUUCCGCAUUGAAGGAAUUCAAAAUCCCUAAAAAUGUUUAUAGGGCUGUGCUAGAGGUCUAUGUUUCUUUUCAUGAAAAUGAUGAAUCUUGGUACUCAAAUCUUCCAAAUGAGUACAUUGUUGCAAACAACAUUACUGAUUUUCCAGGAAAUGGGCCUUUUAGGGAGGUCGUAGUCAGUGUUGAUGAUGAAAUUGUUGGUGCUGUAUGGCCUUUUACUGUGAUUUUUACUGGAGGAGUCAAUCCUCUCCUAUGGAGACCAAUUACUAGCAUUGGCUCAUUCAAUCUCCCUUCUUAUGACAUUGAAAUCACACCUCUAUUAGGGAAAAUCUUAGAUGGGAAAAUCCAUACUAUCAGUUUUAGUGUUACAAAUGGUUUGAAUGUUUGGUUGGUUGAUGCUAAUUUGCAUCUUUGGUUGGAUAGAACAUGUGCAAAAACCGAAGGAAGGCUCUAUGAACAUACUAGCUCCCCUCUUGAUGUUUCACUGGUAUCUAAUUUCAAUGGCCCAAAUGGAACAUCUUCGACAAUCGUAAGCCGGUCUGUGAUGUCAAUUGGGUGGGUUAAGUCCUCCUAUGGGAAUAUCACUACUAAAUCUGUUCAAGAUUUAUAUUACAGUAAUUCAAUGGUGUUAGGAAGCAGAGGAGAUAUGCAGAUAGUGAAGCAGAUAAUCCAUUUCAAUGACACUGUUCAUGCCAGUAUGCCAUCAUCAUCUUAUGCCUACCUGUCGAAAUCGAAGAAAACAUUUUCUCUCUACUUGGAUUCUAACAUCUCAAGUCUAGGAAAUGGUACUUCUUUCUAUGUUGCAAACCUUACUAUGGGGUUUAAGGAGAAGAAGUACAAGGAUCAUGGUUUUGGAAUCUUGAAAAGCUCUUUGGAAAAUCUGCAGAACGGCCAGGGAUAUAUGGUUGUUAAGAAAAACUUGGUAGUGAGUGGACUGGGGAGUACACAACAGAAAUACAAAUAUGAUGGAGAAAAAGACUGUUAUUUCAGAAAUAUAAGCAGCUCAAACUAUACCAUUCUUUAUGAUAAAGUGAGAACUGCAUGCCAGAAACAGACACUUCUGGUCUAAGCUACAACUUACAGAGGAGGAGAUCAUGAAACUUUUUCUUGCUUUAUGGGAUUUUGUUCAUAGCAGUGAGGGCUUUGUUGUUAUUUAUAUUGAAUGAUUAUUCAAAUGCUUCAUAAAAUUAAGUUCUCCAUUUGUAAGAAGUCACAAAGGAUUCUUGUAGGUGGAUGCCCAAAAUAAAAAUGCUAGUGUUUUCAUAACCCAUUGUCAUUAAUUUAUGAAAACUGUUGUAGAAUUUCAUUAAGCUAUAUAACUACGGUUUGUUUUUCAAGUGGUAUAAUUAAUAAGUACGUUAUUUUCCUUUCAA